ACCUUGACAGUGGUGUAGUUUUCUGUGGGUAGGGAGGAGUCACUUCAGAUAGUUUGUUUAAUAGUGACAUCGAUUUAAUCAUUAUACGUUUUGGCAAUAUGUAUUCCUCUGUAUCACCAUAAUGUAGCUUUCUUGAAUGUUAUUGUGAAGGUUUAAUGAUCAGAUAGUGUAUUUUUUCGGUUGUAACUACAAGGAGCUUGACCCAACAGGAAGGCGGAACAAAAUCAGCCCGUGUGUUUCUGGAAAUACCUGAAGUCAGUCCUUGGCCCAGAUCCUGGUUGUUUAGUCUACACUUUGUCUCCCUCAUCUUCUCCGGUCAAUCACUCACUGCAGGCAUCCCAAACACCCACACCUCCACCUGUCUCCACUCACCCUCCUUCACAAUGUCCCUGGCUUUGAAACAGGUCUUCAACAAAGAUCGGACAUUUCGACCAAAGCGUAAGUUCGAACCGGGCACCCAACGCUUUGAGCUCCAUAAAAAAGCCCAGGCGUCUCUGAACGCCGGGUUGGAUCUGAAGCAGGCAGUGCAGCUCCCCCACGGCGAGGAUCUCAACGACUGGGUGGCUGUUCACGUGGUGGACUUCUUCAACCGGAUCAACCUCAUCUAUGGCACCAUCAGCGACUCGUGCACGGAUCAGACCUGCCCCGUGAUGUCCGGAGGGCCCAAAUAUGAGUAUCGCUGGCAGGAUGAGCAUAAAUACAAGAGGCCCACUGCUCUGCCCGCUCCGAAGUACAUGAGUCUGCUGAUGGAUUGGAUCGAGGUACAGAUCAACAACGAGAACAUCUUCCCCACAAAUGUCGGUACUCCCUUCCCUAAGAGCUUCAUGCAGGUGGCUAAGAAGAUUUUGUCCCGUCUGUUCCGGGUUUUCGUUCACGUUUAUAUCCACCACUUUGAUCGCGUGAGCCAGAUGGGCGCCGAGGCUCACGUCAACACCUGCUAUAAGCACUUCUUCUACUUCGUCACGGAGUUUCACCUCAUCGACAACAAGGAGCUGGAGCCUCUGAGAGAGAUGACUUCCCGGAUGUGCCACUGAAGGAGCACAGCGCCACCUCUGUCCGUCCACGGAGCAGCGAGAACAAAACGCAAAGAACAGAGUCUAUUUUUAUAUUUAAGUACUGUAAUCUAUUGUAGCAGCGUACGGUAGGCUUAACCCACUGUCUCUUUGGGCGCAUUCAUUUUCUUUUAAUGCAUUUUAUGCGCAGUAUUAUGAGCUGUAUGUUUGUGUUGGUGUUUUUGAUUUUAUCCCAUUCAAAGUCAUUCCAGGAUUCCGCUCUUUUUUUCCGAACAGAUCCCAAAAACUAGUAUAAUUUCUCACUUUACACUUUUGAAAAAGCCUGUUGUCUAUAUAUUCAACUAAAUCUGUACUUUCUUACUAUAAAACUGUAUUUUCAGAUGUUUUAAACUCAUUAAAAAUAUUGAUCCCAAAAUGGAAA
Molecule: messenger RNA, 1434 nt
Organism: Boleophthalmus pectinirostris (great blue-spotted mudskipper)
Lineage: Eukaryota; Metazoa; Chordata; Actinopteri; Gobiiformes; Gobiidae
Gene: mob3a
Product: MOB kinase activator 3A
Exons: 4
Coding region: 384-1034 (216 amino acids)
Biological process (GO): positive regulation of protein phosphorylation; signal transduction
Cellular component (GO): nucleus; cytoplasm
Molecular function (GO): protein kinase activator activity
Source: RefSeq, a predicted model, not a curated record